AUGUUACUAUCGCGAAGCGUCUUUUUCAACAGUCGAUCAAUCAACAACUUUUUAAUCCGCUUCAAAACUACACUCGAUUCGUCAAAGGUUCCGGUGCUAGUAGAAACCGAUUUGGAGGAAACGUUCGUCCGUGGGAGUGGUCCCGGUGGUCAAUCUGUGGCCAAAACCAGUAACAAAGUUGUGCUGACACAUCGACCCACCGGAAUCGUUGUUCAGUGCCAUAGCUCAAGGUCGUUGUUCAAAAAUCGAGAGGAAGCCCGGAGGCUGUUGGUGGCAAAAUUGGACGAAUUGUACAACGGUGACCAAUCGAUGGAAGCUCAGAAACAAAGGAUCGAAUUGAAAAAGCACUCGGAAUCAACACGAAGGAAGCACAAGCUACAGGAAAUGAAGAAGGCUUGGAAGGAAAGGGAAUUCGGAGACGAAAAAUAGAAAUCUUUGAAAGUAGUUUUAAAUUCGUUUUAGAGUAAUAAAGCUUAUAAUUACCACGA
This is a messenger RNA of Uranotaenia lowii, 488 nucleotides long. RefSeq names its product mitochondrial translation release factor in rescue. The transcript has a single exon. The coding region runs from base 1 to 429 and encodes 142 amino acids. The record is from RefSeq and is a predicted model, not a curated record. Gene Ontology annotation, molecular function: translation release factor activity. Gene Ontology annotation, biological process: translational termination. Gene Ontology annotation, cellular component: mitochondrion. Lineage: Eukaryota; Metazoa; Arthropoda; Insecta; Diptera; Culicidae.